AGUAUAGUAGUUGUUGCAUUAAACCAAACUUGCUCCCCUUUACUCCUUUAUAAAAAGGAAGAUAUUGUGAAGAAGUUAUAUAGACUGACCAUACGAGGAUCAUACAAAGACCUAAUGCGAGUUUUAAGCUUUGUCUCGAUAUUGGGAGCACAUAGUAGCCACAUAGAAUUUGUAGGCGCGAGAGGCGUGAGGAACAUAGCAAACACCACGCCUAGGCAUACUUUCAGCUUUAGAUUCAGCUUCAGAUGGCGUUCCUGCUACAUGCGGCUUCUUAGUUGGCACACAAAUUAAGCACUACAAGAACACAUAGCGCCGUAUUUCUGCUGUUCUGAAUAGACUUUAGACGCCCAAUCAUGUUUUUCCUAGGCUCGUUCUAUGGAACACAUGUUCGGUAUGACGGAUUGCAGCGCGACGGGUGUGCAACCGUCUGACGGUCUUUACACCCGCUUGCGGCAUGUUCGUGAUCAUGUCAUGAUGUAAGCACGGCGGGUGCGCAAGCAGUCAACGUCAUGCGCUCUGGGUGUCACGUGUGCCUAUGAACGCCUUGAGUAGGAGAAGAACUUUAGCUACGUGGCAACCUUCCCUAUCCGCCGUGCAGCCGACGAAUGGGCUACUAUCCACUGUUAUUUAUAUAAAUAGUUCGUUUCAUGUUUCUUGUGGUUCAGCCAGUUACCAGUUCGCUGUUAUACUCAUUGAUGCUGGAUCAAACUACUACCUCUCUCUCAGUUUACAGGGCGUGCGCGUGCCCCUAGGUCGUCAAUUUGACCAACCUAAUACAUGUCAUAUAUUACAAAAAAUAUAUCAAUAUAAACUACUAGUAGGAGACUUUUGCUCCUAGAAAAGGGCUCUUUUGUUGCAUCCAAGUUGCUAUGUAAUAAUAUAACUUUUCCCACUAUGUCUGAAACUAACCAAGCCUAUCACCACUCACCAGCAUGCUCGUUGGUUUUAUGUUGCGAAACUAUCAUUUGACUAAAUGUUAUGUAAAACCAAUAGUUAUCCUGGAGAAAGUACAUGUGUUUCAGGUAUGUGAAACAAUGAGAAAGUUUGUGGAUGCACUGAGCAAUGCACCAUUGAGAACUUGUUACAUGUGAAUCUUUUUAGCUAUGUGAAACAACUUGUGUACUGGUCUGAUGGGGUACACUUCUUUUAACUUUGACCAAGUCUAUCCCAUGGGGUGGACCAUCGUGUUUGUUUCCUUUAAGUGUAUCAGCAAUAAUAGUUUCAGACAAAUUCGUUUGAGACCAAAUAGCACAGGAAACUGAACAUAAGUUUUCAAGUCACCAAAAAAAAACCCCAAAAAUUGAAGUCACCAAUCCCCGGAUGGCACACUUGUUUCCUACGAUUUUUCUCGAAAUUUGGCUCCAGAAGUUGAACAGGCGGCAAAGAAAACAUAACCAACUAAAAUGUCCUUGAUAGCCCAUUUCUGAGUAGCCAUUGCUUCUUUUAUUUAUGUGCUUUUCUUGUCUUGUUCAAUGUCUUCACCUUCCCUUUUUGUCUUUUACUUUCCUACUUGGUAGCAAUGACUUGUAGUACUUCUGUUCAGAAAGUAGAUGGCGCCUACAACAGGUUGAAGCUAACUGACAAAUGCAUGAUGCAACUUCGAAGCCACAUUUUAAUCCAUUCAUUGGCUCGGCAAAAUCCAAAAUCAUGCAUCACGGCCAUCUUCAGACAAGACAGAUGCAUUAGUUUCCAAACUGCUAUGAGUAGAGUCAAAUCUUGACCCUCGGUGCGGCCUUAAUGAUUUACUACGCACAGCAGUGUAUUGUUCGUACUGGGAGACAUGCCAGCCUGCUAUCUACAGCCUAGCGUUACAACAUAUCAGAUAAACCACAGCCAUUAAUUAUUACUAGAAAAAAGAUCGCUACCGUGGUCCUCAACAGUUUAAUCUUACAACUUUUUAUCACAUGGUACAUGUUUCCAUGGUAUGGGUCUUUUAGGCAUACUCUAAAUGUUUGCCAACUAUAGUGUGGAGUAUUAGAUAAGCAUGGCCAUAUGCUUGUUUCUUUUUCCUAUACCUUUUACAAAUAUAUAUAUAUAUAUAUAUAUAUAUAUAUAACUAUGCUAGUCACUGGCCGUCAAAUUUACAUUAUGCUCCUCCCUUCUGAAUCUGGUUCAGGUCUCUUGUUUGCAGCCUCUGAAUUCUAGUGUGCUUUGUGUUGUAAAACCUGAUGCAGAGAUAAAUAGACUCAUUUCCUUUUCUAUCUAGCUUUAAGAAACAAAGGCACUUCUUCGACUCACCAUAGCGUCAGCAAGAGGGGUUCUAGCUAAAGAGACGAAAUGCACCACAACCGCCAGCGCAAAAGCAAUCAGCCGUGGCUUUGGUUGUUGGAUGCAUAUAUGAAACAAUCACCAGCACCGCAAGAAACAAUGGGCUGAGCGUGCUGCUUUGGCACUAGCAGUGGACGCCAAGCGCUUGCACAAGACACUCGUGCACACACAGGCGUUAUGGUUCUCAUGGCACCGUGCUGCCCCAUGCAUGCUGAAAUUACUUUCUGCUUGCUUUGGCGAUGCCAAUCUGUACUACGAUAUUAAUUUGCAUCCUAAAAAUUGCUCCCUAUAAAUGGUCAGGAGAUUGAUCACGGUCAUCGUCAAUAUCAGAUCUGUAAGACUCGAAAGAGAUUUAGUAAGAGUGUGGGCUAGAUCUAGAGAGUACAGAGUGAGAGGAUGUCGACAAGCAGUGGCAAGCCGCUCCUCGUCGUGAUCCGCCGGAGCAAGCUCUCCGUAGGAGAUGAGGGCCGCCGCAUCUGCACAGAGUUCAAGCAGGCCAAGUACCCCUUCAAGUGGAGAAGGUACAUGUGCGCUAGGUGUGGGGUGCUCCGUGAGGAGCACAACGCCUGCAAGAGCAAGCUCUCCGCAGGAGAUGGGGGCAAGCACGACACCAGCAAGAGCAAGCUCCCUGCAGGAGAUAAGGGUGAGCAAUCCACUGACAAGUACAAGCUCUCUGCAGAAGAUGAAGGUGAGCGCAGCGCCAACAAGAGUAAGAUAUCUGCAGGAGAGGAGGGCGAGCGUUUCUGCACCGAGUUCAAGCAGGCCAAGUACCCCUUCAAGUGGAGAAAGUACAUGUGUGCCAGGUGCGGGGUGCUCCGUAGCGAGCAUGGCGUCAGCAAGGCCAAGGCCAAAGUGGACGACGACACGGAGAAUAUCAAGGAGGAGGACCUGCCGCCACGCAAGAGGCUCAUUCUCAGGUUCAAACGGUCACAGGCCCUUGCUGCUGCUGCUGCUGCCACAUCCAGGGAGAAGGAGAACAAGGAGGGGGAGCUAGAGGAAGGGGAGAUCAACUGGAGCCCCGGCGCGACGAUCGCCAAGGGGAAGAGAGCCCCAAGGAGAAAGCGCUAGGAUGCACCGUGAACUGAGCAAUGCACCAAUUGAGAACUUGUUA
Messenger RNA from Triticum urartu, 3379 nucleotides. The record is from RefSeq and is a predicted model, not a curated record. Lineage: Eukaryota; Viridiplantae; Streptophyta; Magnoliopsida; Poales; Poaceae.